AUGGAUCAUUCAGAUUUAAUCGCUGAAUUAAGCGAAAUUGAAAAAAUGACACCCGCCGAGCGAAUUGCUCUUGCAAGAGAACGGAGACGAUUGCAGCUGAAAAAAUGGGAUGAUCGUGAAAAACAAAUGCCACCUCCUUUACCUCGUCGUCCACGACUUAAAUUCAGUGCUGAGGUUGCUUUACUCGAAGCAGCUAGUCGUGAUGACGCAGCUGAAGUUGAACGGUUGCUGUUAGAAGGUGCUACACCGAAUUCGCAUAAUGAAGACGGUCUUACACCUUUGCAUCAAUGUGCCAUCGAUAAUAAUGAGCAAAUUCUGCAAUUACUAUUGAGAUAUGGUGCAGAUGUAAAUGCUCAAGACACAGAACAGUGGACACCACUGCAUGCAGCAGCAUGUUGCGCUCAUAUUGAUAUUGUGCGGCUGCUUAUCGAAAAUGGUGCAAAUUUAUUAGCUGUUAAUGCGGACGGAAAUAUGCCUUACGAUAUAUGUGAUGAUGAAGCAACUUUGGACGUAAUAGAAACUGAAAUGGCAAAUCGAGGAAUAACACAAGCAUUUAUUGAUGAACAGCGUGGUGCUGCAGAAAAACAAAUGUUAGAUGAGAUGAAAUUGUUAAGGCAGGAAGGUUAUCCACUGGAUGCCCGUCAACUUGAUGGGAGCACAUAUUUGCAUAUUGCUGCGGCGAACGGCUAUUUUGAUGUCGCUGCAUUUUUAUUACGAUGUGGUGUAUCACCUUCCGUUCGUGAUAAUGAUCUUUGGAUGCCCGUACAUGCUGCAGCCUGUUGGGCUCAACCCGAUUUAAUUGAAUUAUUGUGUGAAUAUGGCGGAGAUAUUAACGCCAAAACGAACAAUUUGGAGACUCCUUUAGAUUUGUGUGAAGAUUCAACAACGCGUGCUAUUAUUUUAAAUAUGCAACAACAAGAAGCUCGUAAAAAACGAUUAGCAUUCGGUGUUCGUGACAGUCGUAGGCAGUCGAGAAAAAGGAAAAAGUUUGAAUCUCCUCAGCAACCUACGGCUAGUACUGAUAAUCCAUUCUCAGCGAGAGGAGCCAUUCGUCGCCUUUCUUUGCGAGAUCGAUCUGGUAUGACUCUUGCCAGACUUGAAGCUCAGAAAGAACAAACUGAUAUUUUGAGGUCCUGGAGUAAAGAAGAUAUUUCUCGUACCAAGGAGGAUGUAAAUUUUACUGGUAUGAAAUCAUGCGGUCAUUCGGAUACACUCGAAAAUAUUGGGCAAUUCACUAAUCAUCGACGGGAUAAUUCUAAGAAGGUUUUAAAAUCAUCUCAAAAAACGAAGCCGAUGUCCCCUGACGAAUGGCUUCGCAAAUUAGAUAGAGAAAUCGGGGAUAAUGAUGAUGAUGAUGGUGAUAACGAUGGACAUUUGCAAAGAGGUGGCAAAGGCAGAAGUAGCCAAAAAAAGAAAAAAAGAAAAGCUGGCAGUACUUCUAACGAAUUUGCUUCUUUACAAAAUGGUGGUGAUAGUAGUGCGAAUGAUUUAACAUUAUCACCACAAAAUAUGCGACGAAAUGUGGAUGGUCGUUCAGAAAUGCAGAAUUUAAUGCGACGAGACGACAAAAAAAUUUGCUGCUGCGUAAUUUGUUAA
Messenger RNA from Dracunculus medinensis (Guinea worm), 1596 nucleotides. Lineage: Eukaryota; Metazoa; Nematoda; Chromadorea; Rhabditida; Dracunculidae. The record is from the annotation of a GenBank genome assembly.